This is a messenger RNA of Vespa velutina, 2604 nucleotides long. RefSeq names its product serine/threonine-protein phosphatase 6 catalytic subunit (gene PpV). Gene Ontology annotation, biological process: G1/S transition of mitotic cell cycle; peptidyl-serine dephosphorylation. The record is from RefSeq and is a predicted model, not a curated record. NCBI's taxonomy places the organism in Eukaryota, Metazoa, Arthropoda, Insecta, Hymenoptera, Vespidae. Gene Ontology annotation, cellular component: cytoplasm. The transcript has 7 exons. Bases 74 to 985 code for a protein of 303 amino acids. Gene Ontology annotation, molecular function: protein serine/threonine phosphatase activity.
UAUCAUUUUUAUAUACAUACAUCGCUGGUUGAAUGAGGGCGCGACCGGUAUUUUCCAGUAGUACAAAUCCAAAAUGUCAGACAUCGAUAAAUGGAUAGAUAUUGCAAAAGAAUGCAAAUAUCUUCCGGAAAAUGAUCUUAAGAAACUCUGUGACAUGGUAUGUGAUUUAUUAUUGGAAGAAUCCAAUAUUCAACCUGUAUCUACUCCGGUAACGGUUUGUGGCGAUAUCCACGGACAGUUUUAUGAUCUGGAGGAAUUAUUCCGUAAUGGAGGACCUGUGCCUGAUACAAAUUAUAUAUUCAUGGGUGAUUUUGUGGAUAGGGGCUAUUAUAGUUUAGAAACAUUUACACGCCUACUCACGCUUAAAGCAAAAUGGUCUGAUAGAAUAACAUUACUCAGAGGGAAUCAUGAAUCAAGACAAAUCACACACGUCUAUGGAUUUUAUGAUGAGUGUCAGAACAAAUAUGGCAAUGCAAACGCAUGGAAGUAUUGCUGCAGAGUCUUUGAUUUGCUCACAGUUGCUGCCUUAAUCGACGAACAAGUACUUUGCGUACAUGGUGGAUUAUCUCCAGCUAUUUCAACAUUAGAUCAAAUUAGGACGAUUGAAAGAAAUCAAGAAAUACCACAUAAAGGUGCUUUCUGUGAUUUGGUAUGGUCCGAUCCAGAAGAUGUGGAUGGAUGGACGGUUAGCCCACGAGGUGCUGGUUGGCUGUUUGGAAGCAGAGUUACUUAUAAAUUUAUGGAAAUAAAUGACCUUAAGCUUAUUUGCAGAGCUCAUCAACUGGUGCAUGAAGGCUAUAGAUACAUGUUUAAUGACAAAUUAGUGACAGUCUGGUCAGCUCCAAACUACUGUUACAGAUGUGGCAACAUAGCUAGUAUUUUACAGUUUACAACAGUAGAUCAUAGAUGUCCAGUGCUGUUCCAGGCAGUACCUGAUUCAGAAAGAGUGAUUCCACCCUUAACCACAACUCCAUACUUCUUGUGAUUUAACUUAGUAAUUCAUUUGUUUGGAUGCAGAGGAGAGAUAUCUGUGUCUAGACUCAAUGGAAUUACAUGAUUUUUGGAUAAUGAAUCCAGGCUGGUACUAUGACGGAGCAUAAAAUUCCCUAAAAUAUAUUACAGAGUAUUACAUUGCUUAGAAUUUUGAUAUCCUUUUGUUUUUUCGUUUUUUUUUUUUUUUUUUUUUUUUUUUUUUAUUUAAGUUUUUAAUGCUUUUCUAAUCGAACUGUAUAACCUGGCACAGACAAUUUACAAUGUAAUUAUUAUGAAAAAAAAUUUGAAGAUUUUUAAAGGAUUUUAUCAACUUUUGUAUAUUAAAAAUUUUUAUACUUAGCAUCUGCCAUUGCAUCAGCCUGAUUUCUUUAAUUUAAAGAUAUUUUCCAUUGGAAUAAAUGUGAACACUCUAUGGUCUAGACGCUUCGCUGUCUACUGUGUACAUUCUAUAGAGCAUUCGUAUCUCAGAGCAAUGUUGUGGACAUAUUGACACGAAGGCUGAGGCUUUUUAAAUAAUUUAUGAACAUAAUUAAUUAAUGGUCCAACUAUGUGUGGAUGGAUAAAUAAAAAAUGUCAUUUAAACAUUCCGGCAUAUAAGACAGGCGCUCUGAGUACAAUCGAUGCUUCAUUGAUAUUAUGAUCGUUGUGCGUAGAAUUCAGGUUUAUUCAAGCGUAAGCGUAUAUACUAUCGUUAAGGUCUUCCUGAGUAAAUGAUACAUUUCUGAUUUAGUAAAUAUACUGGUAUGCUGCGUGCAAUUUUUUUAUUCUAGAUGCGCAAUCAGUGUUCUUAGCAGCAUAAAUUUGGCGUUUAUGCCAUGGUACAAAUAGUGUAUAGCAGUAGCCAAAGUUUUUCUGCCUAGGUAAGGGUAUCUAUGAGAGGAUUGUAUUAUCUGUAAUUGUUUUUCUGUCUCUCUUCUUUUUUUUUCUUUUUUUUUUUUUUUAUAUUUUUUUUCCCUUUCUUUUUUCUCUUUUUCUUUUUUUUAAUCGUUUUUACGCACAUGACAUUUCUUUUUAUAUCGUCUUUUAAAUUCUGGGCUCAUUAUUAAUCAUCUGCAAAGUACUCUAAUCUAUCGGUAUUCAUUCAGAAAGCUCGGCCUUUUUAGCCAUUUCUCUCUUCUAUAAGUACAAAGCAAUAGUUUUGAAUAUUAUUAUAUUCUCCGCGUCUUUGUACAGUUUCCACGUUGUAUGCCAAAUUGCUGUUGUACUGAAUAAUCGUAUUAGCUAGUUUCUCAUAAGUUCAUUACUAUAGGGAGCAACUUGUAAAAAUCGAGACCCUUAGCAAUGUGCCUCUCUAAAUUGAUAAGCGUUUGUGUAAUAUAAUGAUACGGUAUCGAUACAUAAUUAAUGGGAACGCACUGGCCAUUGCGUAUUAUAAGCCUGAAUUCUGACCAUCGAUUGAUUAGCUCACGGUAUUCCUAAUUGAUCACAGACCCGAUAAAUAUCGCAUUGGCAUUUGGCACUGGCUGUCAAGUUGGAAAUUAUUCUAUUUUGAAUUUUGUGAUAUAGAUCGAACGAGGCAUGUGAACGUUAUGUCGACGUUUAUAACGAUUCUCCUUGUCGAAAUCGUUCGAAGAUGUUUUAAUAACUUGUUACUUCAAGGAAUAUAAUAAA